This is a messenger RNA of Penicillium soppii, 636 nucleotides long. RefSeq lists its product as uncharacterized. The transcript has a single exon. The coding region runs from base 1 to 636 and encodes 211 amino acids. The record is from RefSeq and is a predicted model, not a curated record. NCBI's taxonomy places the organism in Eukaryota, Fungi, Ascomycota, Eurotiomycetes, Eurotiales, Aspergillaceae. Gene Ontology annotation, cellular component: cytosol. Gene Ontology annotation, molecular function: glyoxylate reductase (NADPH) activity; hydroxypyruvate reductase [NAD(P)H] activity; NAD binding.
AUGUUCUUGAUCCUCGGAGCGUUGCGUAACUUCAACACUGGCAUGAAUGCCCUGCGUGAAGGCAAAUGGCGAGGUCAGCCAGCGCCACCUCUUGGCCAUGAUCCCCAAGGAAAGGUUCUUGGAAUUCUGGGAAUGGGUGGAAUUGGACGUAAUCUGAAGAAGAAGGCUGAAGCUUUCGGUAUGAAAAUCAUCUAUCAUAAUCGCCACAAGCUCAGCGAGGAGAUGUCUGCGGGGGCUCAGUAUGUUUCUUUUGACGAGCUUUUGUCCACCAGUGACGUGGUCAGCUUGAACUUGCCACUUAAUGUAAGUGACUUUCACUUCCCAUCAAUGCAUGGAGUAUGUUCUGAUGACCGAAAGAAAAACACCCACCACAUCAUCAGCAAAGCCGAGUUUGCUAAGAUGAAACACGGCGUGGUAGUGGUUAACACUGCCCGAGGUGCUGUCAUGGAUGAAGCUGCCUUGGUCGAAGCUCUGGGUAGCGGUAAAGUAUUCUCAGCCGGCCUGGAUGUAUUUGAAGAGGAGCCUAAGAUCCAUCCGGGCCUGCUAAGCAACCAGAAUGUGAUUCUGGUUCCUCACAUGGGUACUUGGACCAGUGAGGUGAGUUUUGUUCUAUCCACAGAGAGAGAAAGGCCAUGA